Messenger RNA from Arachis duranensis, 1563 nucleotides. RefSeq lists its product as uncharacterized. The coding region runs from base 84 to 1394 and encodes 436 amino acids. Gene Ontology annotation, cellular component: intracellular anatomical structure; cytoplasm. The transcript is spliced from 7 exons. Gene Ontology annotation, biological process: pentose-phosphate shunt; carbohydrate metabolic process. Gene Ontology annotation, molecular function: transaldolase activity. The record is from RefSeq and is a predicted model, not a curated record. Lineage: Eukaryota; Viridiplantae; Streptophyta; Magnoliopsida; Fabales; Fabaceae.
UCAGCAUCAACCACCAUUAUCAUUUCUCUGUAAAAAAGAAAGAAAGAGAGAGUUUUUGUUUUGUUAUUCCCAAAGGAAAAGAAAUGGCUUCCGUUUCAAAGCUGUCAACGCCGAAUCCAGCAGCGUCCUUGGCAGAUGCGAUCCGCUCCAGAUCUUCUUCUCCCAAAUGCUUCCUCGCUUUUCACGAUCGCAGAAGAACCUCGUCCGUUGCCUCCCUCCGAAUUCGUCAAUCUCCCAAUCUCAAUACCCCUUUGCUAGUUAGAUGCUCCCACACUGAUGGAAAUGGAAGUGUUGCAAAGAGGACAACACUUCAUGAUCUCUAUGAGAAAGAAGGCCAGAGUCCAUGGUAUGAUAAUCUCUGCCGUCCUGUUACCGAUCUGCUUCCUCUUAUAGCCAGUGGUGUCAGAGGCGUAACUAGCAACCCUGCGAUCUUUCAGAAAGCUAUCUCCUCCUCAAACGCUUACAAUGAUCAGUUCAGGGAACUCGUGCAAGCAGGGAAGGACAUUGAAAGUGCAUAUUGGGAACUUGUGGUGAAGGACAUUCAAGAUGCUUGCAAACUAUUUGAACCGAUUUAUGACCAAACAGAUGGCGGUGAUGGCUAUGUCUCUGUUGAAGUAUCUCCUAAGCUUGCAGAUGAUACUAAGGGAACCAUACAGGCUGCAAAAUGGCUUCAUAAAGUGGUUAAUCGCCCCAACGUGUAUAUAAAAAUUCCGGCCACAGCUCCUUGUAUCCCUUCAAUCAAGGAAGUCAUUGCAAAUGGGAUAAGUGUGAAUGUGACUCUGAUAUUCUCGCUUGCAAGAUAUGAAGCUGUGAUUGAUGCUUACUUGGAUGGUCUUGAGGCAUCUGGCCUAAAUGACCUCUCUAGAGUCACAAGUGUUGCCUCUUUCUUUGUCAGUCGAGUGGACACUCUCAUUGACAAGAUGCUUGAGAAAAUUGGCACCCCUGAGGCUCUUAAUCUACGUGGGAAGGCCGCGGUAGCCCAAGCAGCACUAGCCUAUCAGCUCUACCAAAGGAAAUUUUCUGGUCCAAGGUGGGAGGCUUUGGUUAAGAAGGGGGCAAAGAAGCAAAGGCUCCUCUGGGCAUCAACCAGUGUCAAGAAUCCUGCCUAUCCCGACACCUUAUAUGUUGCUCCUCUCAUUGGACCUGACACUGUAUCAACCAUGCCAGACCAAGCCCUUCAAGCAUUCAUUGAUCAUGGCACUGUAUCGAGGACAAUAGAUUCCAAUGCAUCAGAAGCCGAAGGGGUGUACAAUGCUCUGCAGAAGUUGGGUAUUGACUGGGGCUUCGUUGGUGACCAGCUUGAAGCAGAAGGGGUGGAUUCCUUCAAGAAGAGCUUCGAUAGCCUCCUGGAUUCCCUGCAGGAGAAGGCAAACUCUUUAAAGUUGGUCAGCUGAAGUGUUGAGGAUCGUGGUUAAUGUCGCCGUAAUGUAUGUUGGCGUUUAUGGAUUAAUAAAAGGCAGCGGCUGUGGCCAUCACCGGGGCCAUGGCUUUGGCUUGCUUGCAUCUGUAAAUCUGCUUCUUGGAAUCACUAUAAAACGAAAUUUCCGCUGCUUGUUCCUUUCA